UUAAGUUGACAAUAUGAGUUUCCAACACUAUAAAUAUCAUCAUUUCAAAUGCUUGUUUCCUCACCAAAAACAUAACAGCUAUGGCAAAGUACACAACUAUUCUCGCCCUCCUCUUUUGCAUCUGCCUUGUUGCUGCAACUGAAAUACAAAUGGCAGAAGGCACAUACUGCUGGAAAAAAAGUGACAAGUGGAAUGGACCUUGUCAAUACUCUUACAAAUGUAGUCACCAUUGCAAGCACUUUUAUGGAGCUAAAUAUGGUAUUUGUAAGAAGUACAAACCAUGGGGCCACAAAUAUUACUGGGCAAAAUAUGCUUGCUACUGCUAUUCACCUUGCCACUACUAAUAAACUUUGACUAUGUAAAAAAAAUAAGAAGCUACCCAUUUUGUAUGUAACAAUGUAAUAAGGCUGAUUUAUGUGUGUAACCAUUUCGGCCAAAGCUUUGCUUGAUGAACAAUUAUGUUGGCAACACAGUGUUGUGUUAG
This is a messenger RNA of Capsicum annuum, 484 nucleotides long. RefSeq names its product defensin D1-like. Bases 81 to 344 code for a protein of 87 amino acids. The record is from RefSeq and is a predicted model, not a curated record. Lineage: Eukaryota; Viridiplantae; Streptophyta; Magnoliopsida; Solanales; Solanaceae. The transcript is spliced from 2 exons.